UUCCACGUCCGGUACCUAGCGGCGAAGUAGCGGCAGCGUCCCACGGCGAAGCAUUCUUCUUCGGCCUUCCACUGUGACAAGCAGCAAGGCCCGGGCGGCGGAAUCUGGGCAAAAAAGUGGUAGUGGGGAUUUCGACUCCAAGCGAAUCAAGCCGCUCCAUUUUGUUUCUUCUUGCUGUUUCUCUACCUAGAGGUACUCAAGUUUUCGUUGUGUGCAUUCGUGAUCAACACUUGCUGAACCCACUCGUCGAUCUUUCAUUGAUGAGAUCAUUUCCGUCCUUCAGAUAUCAUGUUGAAUGAUGAUUUGAUAUCCAGAAGAAAACAUGGAAUCCUCUACAAGUUUGAUAGAUAAAAUUUAUAGCUCCUUUUCUGGCGGAUUACAUUUUCUACAGCCAGUAUCAUCACUAAGGACUAGUGAAGUUGAUCUAGUGAAAGGAGUGUUGCACAUAUUACAGGGUUUCUCUAGUUCUUUAUUUUAUUGGGAUGAUACAAGAGAUCAAUUUUUCCCUAUAAAGGGAAUAUUUGUUACCCACCUAUCGCAGACAAGUCUUCAUCUCAUCCUCAAUCAAUUUGCUUAUGCUGCAACAUGUUUAAAACUAGUUGAAAUCAUCAUCAAUAAGGUCGAGAAAUCUGCGAGAGCUCCUCCACUCACACUGAGGGCAUUUGUAUCCUCUAUCUCUACCUGGCUUAGAAUGCUACGUGAUGAUGCUCUAGAAGAGGAGAGUAAAAUAAACAACUCAAACAUUGGAACUUCUCCAACUCUUCUAGGACUUUCAAAUUCUUUUUCAGAUCUGUGUGCAGGAGCUGAAUAUCUUCUACAGAUAGUGCAUGGAGCACUCCCAAAAGCCUGCAUUGAACAAGAUCCUGCCAUAUCUUCUGCUGAUAUUGCUGUGCAUAUUCUCAACCAUCUCUAUAACAAGUUGAAUGAAGUUUGUCUUUUGCAAGGGGAGGGUGCAUAUCGAAUGACACUACAUAUAUUUGUUGGGAGUCUUUUGCCAUAUAUAGAAAGUCUCGAUUCAUGGAUUUUUGAUGGAACACUUGAUGAUCCUUUCGAGGAGAUGUUUUUUUAUGAUAACAAAGCAGUCACAGUUAAUGAGGCAGAGUUUUGGGAGAAAAGCUAUUUGCUUAGAUCAAAAAAUUCUGAGAAGUUUGAUGUGCUUUGUGAUUCUUUAUCUUCAACCAGGGCGAGAAAAGAUAUGUCCAUUCGAACACCAGCCUCAUCUGUUCAAGUCAAAGCGAAAGAAACAGGAGGGACUGGUUAUGCAUGUCCCUUGUUCAUGAAAGGCAUAUCAAGGACAAUUCUCUCUGCUGGAAAGUCUUUGCAGCUAAUCCACUAUGCUCCUUGUAUGUCCAUGUUAAAACCUGUCAGUGGUGAAGGGAGUACACAGUGUGCCUCUAGGGGGUUAACCUUGUCAGAGAUAUUUUGCAUCUCAUUAUCAGCACUUAUUGGUUAUGGGGAUCACAUCUCCGAAUACUUUAAACUGGAAAGCGAAAUUCGUCCAUCAUUUGAAUCAUUUAAUCAAGAAAUUGAGAAGAACAAGUCUUUAGAUAUGCUGAUGAGCUCCAAUAAAGAAUGGUAUAAGCUGUUGCGACAUUCAAUUUCACAUAAGAGAAAGGAAUCCAAUAAUAAUGAUAAUGCAGAUAGUAUUGAUCUGAAAGGGGAGAAGGUAAUGUUAAAGAGAGUAGAUGAACUUCAGAGAACAUUUUUGCCUGAAAAUCCAGCAAUGACUGUGAGCCAAGACUUUCUUCUUAGAAAACAAGAUUAUUGGGAUGCUUUGAAUUUAUCUAAAAACUUCUUCCUGCCCUCUUUAAGUGACGAUGGAUUAAGAACUGCUGUAUUUAGUGAAAAUGUUGAAUCGUCCCUGAUUUCAAAACAUACAAACUGCAUCUAUGGUUCCCAGUUUGGUGAAUCUGAACGUAUUCGACUGGAAGAAGAUUCUAAGUUUCUUGAAGAGGUGUUUCCUUUUCCAACUCUUCUUCCACCCUUCCAGGAAAACCUUCAACUUUCUGAGGUUUUACCUUUCCAGAAAAAUAGCACUCUCCCAUCAAGAACUCUAAGGUGGAUUAGGAACAUUGAGCCAAAAUGCACUCCACUUCCUGUGGUUAUAUUACAAGAAUGCCUCAUCAAUUUUGUCAAGAAACAGGCUAAUUGUAUUGGCAGGAAUGUAUUAUCAAAGUUACUUUGUGAUUGGAGACUUUUAGAUGAACUGGCCGUCUUACGUGCUAUAUACUUGUUAGGUUCAGGUGAUCUGUUGCAGCACUUCUUGACAACGAUUUUCGAUAAGUUAGACAAAGGAGAACCUUUGGAUGAUGAAUUUGAUUUGAACAUGAUAUUACAGGAGUCAAUCCGCAACUCUGCUGAUGUCAUACUGCUAAAUACACCAGAUUCUCUGGUUGUGUCCAUCUCAAGAAAUACUGCUAAGACUGAGGACAGAAAAACUAAUUUAGGGCUUCCCACUUUAACCCCCCAUAUAAGUCGAGGUCAGAACAUUGGCAUUGAUAGCCUUGAUUCACUAACAUUCAAAUAUAAGGUCUCUUGGCCACUUGAACUUAUUGCUGAUAUAGAGGCAAUAAAAAAAUACAACCGGGUGAUAAGGUUCUUAAUGAAGAUAAGACGGGCAAAAUUUGUGCUUGACAAAGUGCGACGAUGGAUGUUGAAGGAUAGAAAAACUGCAACAGCCAAUCGCAAGCGUCACUGGUUAUUGGAACAAAAACUUCUCCAUUUUGUUGAUGCCUUUCACCAAUAUGUGAUGGACAGAGUAUAUCACAAUGCGUGGAGGGAACUAUGUGAAGGCAUGGCGGCAGCAUCAUCAUUGGAUGAAGUCAUUGAAGCGCAUGAGGCGUACUUGUCAUCUAUACAGAGGCAAUGCUUUGUAGUUCCAGACAAACUCUGGGCAUUGAUUGCUAGUCGUAUCAACACAAUCCUCAGACUCGCUCUGGAUUUCUACAGCAUACAGCAGACUUUGAACAACGGCGGGAGUGGUUCUGCUAUCAAGACAAGAUGUGAGAUGGAAGCUGAUAGAAUUGAGCAGCAGUUUGAUGACUGCAUAGCAUUCCUUCUAAGGGUUCUGUCUUUCAAGAUCAACGUGGGCCAGUUCCCUCAUUUGGCUGAUUUGGUUACUAGAAUCAAUUGCAGCUACUACUAUAUGUCUGAUAAUGGAACACUGGCAAGUACAUCUUCCAUGGCAGAAAAAGUCUUUCAAGUCAAGAAAGAAUAAAAUAAGCAAAGAGGGGUUUGUGAAGACUCUCUUGCUGAGAUAGUGGUGGGUGCUGAAGGGUUCAUGGUUUGUUCUCCUUUGUAGAGAACACCGUAUCGCGUCAUCUUUAUAUCUCUCAAGAACCUACUUGCAACGACAUGCCGAAAUGUGAUUUCCGUCUGCCGAAACUAUUUCUUGUAGAUAUAGAACUGGAAAAGCAAGCAUGAGUGUUGCUAUUUGUUAACCUUUAUGAGCCAUAGGGCAGGUUCAUCAAAAUUUUCAAAAACCCAUAGUUAAAGCACGAGUGUUGUUAUUUG
Cuscuta campestris is the source of this 3513-nucleotide messenger RNA. The record is from the annotation of a GenBank genome assembly. NCBI's taxonomy places the organism in Eukaryota, Viridiplantae, Streptophyta, Magnoliopsida, Solanales, Convolvulaceae.